GUCACAAUUUGCACUCAGAGGAACUGAUUAGAGACUUGAAUGCAACUUGUGCAACCCCCUUAGCUCCUAAAUGGUGUUUUGCAUCUUUAGCAUGCUGAGUCUGUUCCCUGGCUGCUGUUUAGCUGAGCUGGCAUACAACUCUUUGCUUGGGAAAGAACAAAACUAGUAGUGAGCUGGUUCACAGGUUCUGUCCAGAUCUCACUGCUGGAACUUGUUUACAGAACAAAGUGUUAUUGUAUUCUGUCUGUGGAAUUUACCACAGAGAUCUGGUUCCAUUUAUGUUUUAUGUUAAAAGAGGGAAAAUGUGUUUAGUGUUGUGUGCAAUAUUCUGGACAAACACACGUAUUUCAAUGAGUUUUAUAUAAUUGAUUCAAAACGCUGAAGCCAGUUAAGUUUAACUGUUGCGAAAGUCUCUGUUUAACUCCUCGUCAGCAGGCUACUGUCAAGUUUGUAGACUGGAAGGUUUGUGACAUGGUUAGGUGUCCUCUGCGAAACACAUGGCAGGCAGAUUGUUAGAAAGAUUAAAGAAAACAAAACAAAACAAAAAAGCUGAAGUCCUCCAGCUCGUUCUGUGAUGCUGUUGUUUUCCCUGACUUCAUUUCUUUCCUCAUUGAACAAGGAAGACAUCGAUGUGAUCUAUGACUUGUGGAGUCGACAUCAACAAAGACUUCUAUUCAGUUCUUACUUCUAGCUCAGGUCAUGUUUUAUGAAGCUAGUUAAGAAAAGUAUAAAUCUGAGUGUUUUCUACUGACGAUAACAUAGCCCUUUUGUUGAUUCAGAGGGAUAAAUUCAUCCUUACAACAGUGUUAUGAAUGUAGGGCUGCAGCUAUUGAGUAUUUUAAUAAUCUAUCAAGUCCUCCAUCGAUUAAUGGAAUAUUCUACUUGAUGACAUUUCAAAUGAAACAAGAUUGGUUUGCUGCUAAAAAUAUGAAAAUAAAACAACUAAAUAAUAAUAAUAAUUGUAAUGAUAAUGUGUAUUGAAUUUAUGUUGUCUAGUUCUUUCCCAGCUGACCACAUAUUUUAGUUUAGGUUUGUAUUAAUUUUACUCAUCCAGGACAAAAUAGCAUAACUAAAUAUGUGAUCAGUAGAAUUAUUUCAUUAACAUGUUCAGUAGUAAGCUAUUGGAAAUGCUAAUAACAUUUCAUUCUGGAAACAAUGUAAUUAUGACAUAUCUAUUAUAUUAUGUAUGGGUUGGCAACAUAAUCUAAUCUGUUCAGAUCUAAUCCAAUCUAAUUCAAAGACAAAGUGUUUGUGCUACAUGUUACAAUGGCUUGCUAUAGCCGUGCUGCGGUGUGCGGAGCAGACGCGAGUUGCAGUCUCCAUGUAUCUGCUGCAGCUCUGCUCCAUUCUAGCCCUGCAGCUGCAGCUCUGCUCCAUUCUAGCCCUGCAGCUGCAGCUCUGCUCCAUUCUAGCCCUGCAGCUGCAGCUCUGCUCCAUUCUAGCCCUGCAGCUGCAGCUCUGCUCCAUUCUAGCCCUGCAGCUGCAGCUCUGCUCCAUUCUAGCCCUGCAGCUGCAGCUUUGCUCCAUUCUAGCCCUGCAGCUGCAGACGUCCACAAAUAAACAGGGUAGUGGGGAUUGUUCUUCUGCUUGUAGAGUUUAGUCAUUCACAACCAUCGUUUUUUUCUGAACCCCACACAAUCAUGUACGUGCUGUACGCUAACAUUAGCAUUAUCCAGUGCCCGUAGGCUAACUCUUGAUCCCAAUGUUUGGACCAGUUCUGCCUUUUACCAUGGUUUGUGUCUUCGCUGGUUCCUCUUGUUUCCUCCACAGCACCUAGAUCACCACCUUGUGCACCAGUGAAAUAUGUUCAGACUGUGGUGUGCACAUUUAAUGAAGCUUAUAAUCAGUAAAAAAUGAUUUGAUGAAUUUAACGAAUCGAACCAGUGGGUGAUUCAUUUCAGCCCUAGAUGAAUGCCAGACACCCUUCUUACCUCCCCCGCAACACACAGCGCUGCUUUAUUUGUAGUCAAUGUGAAGAUAAUCAGUUCUAUAGAUUUACUUUAAAUAUUUAAAACCUACAGUUUAAAUAGUUUAUUUUUUUCAGCUGGAAAUGAAACUUGUGGUUCUUCUGAAUAAAAUGGUACUGAUGUCCACCAGAUCCUUUUCAGCCUCACAUGCUCAGUUUAACGGUUAGGACUGAGCAGGCUGUGACCAGAACAUCAACAGCUGUUUUGGGUAAUAACUGUGGAUAUUCACACCUCUACAGUGCUUCACUGAAUAUGGGUGACUAUAAAACAUUUGUGUGCACCAAGAGCUUUUUGGUAAACACUUAUGUCAAUGAUCUCUUUUUAACAACUGCUGCUAAAGUCUAUAAACUAAACUGUGACACCAUAGCCUCCGUAUAAAGCUGUUAACUAUACCUCUGACUACGUGCGAUUCCUGGGCCAGGUGAAGGAGCUCUAACCUUCUUCAAGGUGUAAAGGCUUUUCUUCUGGAUAAAACUAACUUAGACCAAACUAAAGGACUUAUUCACCUUCCAGCCAAGUUACAGAAACUUUGACACUUGUUCAAAAAGCUGUAAGAAACAGGUGACUGUGACUGAAGUGCAGCUCUGGCAACUCAUUCCUGAGCUGUGAGACCUCAACAGAAAAAGAUUGUCACCUUUAGUUUUAAAGUUGGAACAAGUCACGACCAUUGAGACCCGCCGUGUUAGAGGGUCUCAGAUUGCAUUCAGGUUCAUCACAGGACAGAUUUAUAUUCUAACGGUUUCCCUCUUUUCUUUUGUUAAAUAAUACAUCUGGGUGUAGUUUUGCUCAGAUAAUGUUAACUUUUUUAUUGUUUGAGCAAAAACUAAACAAUCUAAAUAAAUUAAAGACUAGUUUAAGAUUAUUGCUCUACAUGAAUGGUUGCAUGUUUUACUUUAUACAUUAUUUAUUAUGUCAGUGACAAAAAUAUCAUUUAAUUGAGGAGGAUGAGGAGAUUGUGCUGACCUUUGCUUUUACAGGAAGAGACAGGAGUUGCCUGGGUCUGAUUUCAAUAUGGAGGACAAGUGUGUAACAUCAAUAAACCCUCCAACCACUGGACCAGUCUGAGCCAGUCUCCAGCUACCAGCGACCAUCAGCUGGUGGUGACAGGUCUAUUCUGGGACUUGGGGAGGUCCAACAGAACAGAAAUAGAUUCUUAAGCAGAAAUUUACUCCAAUAACCAUCUCUACUUUUAUCUGAUUCAGUCAAAUACACCGUUCUGACUUCACAGCUGUUGUAUCAGUUAUAGUUAGUAUAAAGUAACCGUUCGGAUAUGGUUCAGUGGCCCUGAGUGGGAUUAUUGGAGUUUAAAUGUUGAUUACACAUGCAUUAUUACACAGUUAAAACUGUAGAAAUAAACACGAGCUUUUUUAGAAAAUAUCUGCACACGACCCAGGGAUUUGAUGACUCAGCACAACUGUAUUAAUGUUGCUCUGAAGGCUUAACUAUAAUGCAUUCAGACAUUAAAUGUGUUCAAUCUCCUUUCAGCUGUCAGAUAACAGCUAAUUAAUAAGGCACACACUUUAAACCAGGCAACUAAAGGUUAUUUCUGUGUAACAGUUUUAAUUCAUUUUAAAUGUGCCGUGUUUGUUUUUAGAAAGCUGUUCAAAGAUCAAUUCAAUGGGCCGACCACUUUGUUCAGGCUCCCAUGUAGACUUAGAAUCUGAUGGUAGCAGAAAAUGGUAUAACACUGGCUUGCGACACACACACACACACACACACACACACACACACACACACACACACACAGGUCUGCUGAACUAUAAAGGUCAGCAUUUCCAGAAACAACUCUGAUCCAAAUCUACUCCCACUCACUUUGCGCCCUAUACCUCCAAUGCAGCUAAAGGCUAUCUAAGUCAUCUCAGGUUACUGAAAACCCAUCAAGAAUAUGAACUCACAUUUUGAUAGUUAUUUUAACAGAGCCAUGAUUCAGAAAAAGCAAACUGAUCCGAUGCAUCAUUCUGCUCUCUGGUUUUCCCAGAAAGUGAAACUGGUGUCUGCUUUUAUAGUCUCUUUUCCUACGUUGUUUCACUUCCUCUGACAGUGAUGUCUUCAUUCUCUAGACUGGCUCAUUUACAUUUUUCUUCAGAAUGCAUUAUAUGUUUAUUUUAAACCAAAUACGCACCUCAGUUUAACAGGGCUGUGUUAUCUGAAACCAGAAAUGGACAUCUUUAAGUCUGUUCCAUUUCACCUAGUUCUCCAGGGCAAAACGGGCCUGGGAAUGUUUUCAAUAGAUAUCCGUUUUACUGCUAAAAUGAGUCAGAGGCCUUUUGUUUUAAGGUCUACCCAAAGCUCCGAGGCUGCUUUUUAAAAUGAUUAACAGCCAUGCUAAUAUUACUCACAUUCACAGCUCUGCACACGUCUGUUCUGCAACAAUACCAACACUUUGUCUUGAUCAUGUCAGGCAUAUCGCCACAUGUCACUGACUAAACACUUGUUUCGUAAUGCCUAAUUCCUUUUCUGAACAUUCCUGCCUUCAUCUGCACUCCCAUCCCUCCUCGCUGCCUUUACACACAUUGCCUUAGGUCCUAAUCCUACCUGCUGUAGGUGGAGUAUUUCUGUACACACCUCGAGGUAUCAACCCGUUGUCUGAAAAAAGAUGUCUUAGACAACUAAAGGAACUCACUCUUAUGCAUUAUUACUUAUGUGUAAUAUGAAACCUAAACUAAAAUUAUUAACCUAAUCUAAUCCCUAGGGUCAACUUCAACACAUUUCUCUUUUUGUAUUUUAUUCUGGGAAUUACCCAGAAAUGUUUUAGGCAUACGUUAACGCAGCGUUGCUGCAGAAACUUUGUUCAGCUGUCUCCGUUUAGUCUACUGUUGACUGAAAAGCGGAUAUGUUUUUCUCUUAGGCUAGGCUGACUUCAUUUGGCUGUUGCCAUGGUGAACCAAAGAAAAACAUUGAAUGUGCAACGGGGAGGUUUAAAACACUCACUUGCUCCCUCCAACUAUAAUUUAGCACCUGAAUGACUGUGUUUGAGCGGUCUGAGUACUCUGCUUCUCCAUGUAUCCAUGUCUUGUCUGUGGGACGAGCGAACACGUGCUCCCUUGGUUUAAACAGCAGUUGUCAGGCUCCCUUCCAGUCUUUCUGGCAGGGAGACGACACUGUCUCUGACACUGAAAGACGAACAGGAGACAGAUGUACAGAAGAGAAAAGUGAUCUAGAGAUAGAAAUCGAAUAUCAUGUUCUAUGGAGAGCAGAAAAGACCAGCUAUGGAGCACGGUUCUUUAUAUAGGUGGUGAAAAACACAUUCUUGGUGCAAAAGUAGAAGCUAAGGUUAGCUGUCUGAAGCAGCAGCUCCACUUUAGAGGGCUUUACAGCCUGUUGCAUCACCUUAAUCUUGGAGACCACAUAACAGACACAUAUAAAUAGAAAAAAAAUUCAGUGUUAGCUUUGUGAGAUCAGAGAUGCAACAUAUCAGGCUGCCAUAUCAUACCCUCUUAAAAGGUCUUUGCCUUUUAAGAGAAUCUAAAACACUUAUAGAUUGUGUUUAAUGAUUUAAAGAGGGUGUGUGGUUACCUCAGAAAGCAACACCUUGAGUACAGAAUAAACGAUUUCUAGUGACACAUGAUCGAUUUCUAGUGACACGUGAUCCCUGAAAAGUGUCAAACUGAACAACUUGCACUCCUAAAUCUACGUAAAGCUAAUUGCCCCAGGAGAAGAUAAGUACGCCAACUGCUUGUGUCCUGUUAUCAUCACCGAUGUUAAUGUAGGGCGUCCACUGGACUGUUGUUUGCCAGCCGCCUGUAGGGAUCACUUAGUUGUGUGUGUGUGUGUGUGUGUGUGUGUGUGUGUGUGUGUGUGUGUGUGUGUGUGUGUGUGUGUGUGUGUGUGUGUGUGUGUGUGUGUGUGUGCUUGUUCAUCUGUGUGUGUGUAUGUGUCAAACUAGGGGUGUGUCUUUAAUGUGUGGGUUGGUGUUUCUGUACAAGUUAGAGCAGCAGAACAUGUGCUUCUGCACAAUAGUUAGACUUUGCUCUGCCUUUAUUUUCCUCAGUGAGAUCAUGUUUUUUUCUUCCUUCUUCCUCCUCUACGAUUUCCUUCUGUGAGGUUUUUUAUUUUUUUAUUUCUUCGUCUUGGUUUUUUUUCCCUAAGAAUAAGAGACACAAGGUAGGUGGAGCCGGACAGAGAAGUGUGCCACACUCCCCCCCUCUCUCUUUCUCGCACGCUGCCUUUCUUCCAUUCUGUCAUUGCCAUUCUGGCUGAACAGACAGUGUUCAUUCCCUGCCACACUAAACGCUGAGGGAACGACACACAUCUGACUUUUGCUAAAAGGAAUCUUCAUUUUCUUCACGGAAACUAAAAGAUCAUCAAGAUCACCAGGAAGAGACAGUAAGAAAACGUUUAAUGCUCUUUGAAUUUUUUAAAAACUGAUUCUUAAAAACUUUUUUAAGAACCGAGAAGCACAUGACAGCUGGUUUUACAGGAUUCUUUAACACCUGUGACUCUUCAGUUUCACCGUGUUUGAUGUUCAUAACUUUUUAAUCUUUUUUUUUUUUUUUUUGAGAAAGUUUACUGUCUUGAAGCACAAUGGUUGCUGGAAUGCUGAUGCCCAUGCGGGACCUAAAGGCCAUCUAUGAAGUCCUGUUUCGAGAUGGUGUCAUGGUGGCCAAGAAGGACAAAAGGCCACAAAUAAAGCAUGGUGAUGUACAAAGUGUAAGCAACCUGCAAGUAAUCCGUGCAAUGGGCUCCCUUAAGUCCAGGGGUUAUGUGAAGGAAACGUUUGCUUGGAGACAUUUCUACUGGUACCUGACCAAUGAUGGCAUUGUUUAUCUGCGUGACUACCUCCACCUGCCCACUGAAAUAGUUCCAGCCUCUUUGCAGAGGGUCAGGAAGCCAGCCGCCACUCUGGCUUUUGCCCAUCGGGCUCCUCGGGUCCAAUCUGUACAAGGUCCCACGUCUUAUGUUCCCAAGCCAGGUCAUAGCAGUGAAGCAGAGAGUCAGGAAGCACUUGCUGAGCGUCAUGGUUACCGCCAUAAGAUGGUGGAUUCUGGAGAACAAGAUAAACACUCUGACAGGACCCCCAGGUUCAGGGGUCGUCCACUGACUUCAGAACCAAUGAGAUCAAAACCGUUACUGGAGGAUGAGAAACAGCGUCAGCCUCUUUACAAGAGGGGAUCAAGAUUUGAUCAUGAAGUCAAAUCCACAGAGGAGAAUACUUGGAAGAAAGUGACUCAUCAGGAGUCUAACGAAAGGCCUGUAGCAUCACAGGAGAGAAAAGCUGUGGAGGUUGACAAGAGGAAGGUGCCAAGUUCUGUUUCUGUUCAAACAGAGGUUUUGAAGCAGGAUGCAUCCCAGACCACUCUGAUCUCCUCCUCAGCAGCUGUAGCAUUAUCUGUUGCUGCUGCUGUGGCUGCAGGUGCUUCUACAUCAAAGAUAACAGGAAGCUCGACUACUGCUGAAACAAAUAACGAGAUAAUGAUGAAAGGAACGUCCGAGAUUGCUGACCAAAACGUCUCCCAAAAGUUCAGUCAAGACAUCGUACGCAGCUCAGCAGUAAAAUUGCAUCCUAAAAAGGAAACCAAAGAAAUGAAAACAAAACCUGCAGAGGUUACUGUUCCAGGUAAAACGGCAAGUAAAAUAGUUGAGCCCAAACUAGUCCCUUCAAUGGAAUCUACCCAGGAAGCAUCCAAGGUUGUUAGCCAAGCCGCUGUCGCCCCUGUUGAUACUGAGUUGUCUGAUGUUAAAGAAGGACAGCUUAAGAAAGAAGAGGUUAAUAAGGUUUCACUUAAGCCCCUGGAAACGAAGACAGAAACUCCAGUGAAAUCUAAAAUAGAGUGUGAUGUCACAGAGAAAAAUAUGAAAAAAACACAGAAGAGCAGCAAAACUAAACAUGCAAGCAGCAUCAGUAAAGCAGUGGGUACCGCGGGUGCAUCAGACAACACCUCCAACACUCAAGUCAUCCAGGAACCAUCAGUCCAGGCUAAAGUAACACCGCCAAGUGUGACUGGAAAACCUAAAAAAGAUGAGGUGUCGCUUAAAAUGACAUCCGAGUCCUCAGCACCUGGAGUUAAAUCUGCCCCUGACACUACAAGUGCCUCAGCACCUGGAGUUAAAUCUGCCCCUGACACUACAAGUGCCUCAGCACCUGGAGUUAAAUCUGCCCCUGACACUACAAGUGCCUCAGCACCUGAAGAUCCAACGUUUCUGACACAGAAAGUUACAGGCAUAGAGAUGAGCACAAAACAAGAAGAUACAAGUGUAAAAGAAGCCUUACAUGCCAGUAAAGAUGGAUCACUGCUGCCAGAAGAGGUCCCUAAAGGAUCAGAGAAGAGCCUUGAAGAACUACAAGAUGUUGUCCAACUAACUCAGACUGCUGAUGAGGUGAUUAAAGCUACACAGCAGGCAUCUGAAGGCACCUCCAAAUCUAAAAGAAAGAAAAAGAAGUCUCCAGGGGAGACACCCAAGAGCCCUGAUGCUGUGGAGUCACCUGAGUCAAAGAGAAAGGAGGAGGAACCCUCUGGAGAUAAAUUCCCAAAGGGAGUAACUACAGAAGACAUCAUCCCAGUUAUUACGUCUGUGCCCUUAACUGGGUCUGCCUCCAUGAUGAAAGCAGGUAAAAACAUGGCUGAAUGUAAGGUAGAUGCUAACAAGGAGCAAACAUUAGAAAUUCCUACAGAAACUAAUGGGAAGGUAAAAGUAGAGGUCAUUAGAGCAUCUAACUCUGCACCAGAACAGGCAUCACAGCCAAUAGGUGCAGUGCUUGUUAAAGAUGUGCGAGAACAGACGAAUGUCAGCAACAUCACAGUAGGAUCAAUACGCCCCCAAGGUGAAAUAAAAACAACGUUGGCUGAUGUGAGGCCGAGUAAAUCAGAGGAAGUGUCUGCCCCCAAAAAGGAAGCACAAACAGCCCAGAAAAUAAGUCAAGUUGAGCUCGUUCAGGCAGGUACUGAACCUAAACCUACAGAGGCUGAUAAAACUGAGAAAAACAGCCAAAAAGUACAGAAGACACCCAAAACCAAACAUGAGAUCAGCACCAAACCUGUGAAGUUCACUGAUGCAUCAGAUGUCACCUCCAACACUCAAGUCAUCCAGGAACCAUCAGUCCAGGCUAAAGUAACACCGCCAAGUGUGACUGGAAAACCUAAAAAGGAUGGGGUGUCGCUUAAAAUGACAUCCGAGUCCUCAGCACCUGGAGUUAAAUCUGCCCCUGACACUACAAGUGCCUCAGCACCUGAAGAUCCUAAGUCUCUGGCACAGAAAGUUACAGGCAUAGAGAUGAGCACAAAACAAGAAGAUACAAGUGUAAAAGAAGCCUUACAUGCCAGUAAAGAUGGACCACUGCUGCCAGAUGAGGUCCCAAAAGGAUCAGAGAAGAGCCUUGAAGAACUACAAGAUGUUGUCCAACUAACUCAGACUGCUGAUGAGGUGAUUAAAGCUACACAGCAGGCAUCUGAAGGCACCUCCAAAUCUAAAAGAAAGAAAAAGAAGUCUCCAGGGGAGACACCCAAGAGCCCUGAUGCUGUGGAGUCACCUGAGUCAAAGAGAAAGGAGGAGGAACCCUCUGGAGAUAAAUCCCCAAAGGGAGUAACUACAGAAAACAUCAUCCCAGUUAUUACGUCUGUGCCCUUAACUGGGUCUGCCUCCAUGAUGAAAGCAGGUAAAAACAUGGCUGAAUGUAAGGUAGAUGCUAACAAGGAGCAAACAAUAGAAAUUCCUACAGAAACUAAUGGGAAGGUAAAAGUAGAGGUCAUUAGAGCAUCUAACUCUGCACCAGAACAGGCAUCACAGCCAAUAGGUGAGGCAGCUGCAGUGCUUGUUAAAGAUGUGCGAGAACAGACGAAUGUCAGCAACAUCACAGUAGGAUCAAUACGACCCGAGGCUGAUUUAAAAACAAUGCUUGCUCCUGUAGAACCAAUUAAAUCAGAGGAAGUAACCGUCUCCAUAAAGGAAACACUUACAGGGCCAAAGACAUGCCAAGUUGAGCUUGCUCAGUCAAGUGCUGAACCUGAAGGGAAGUCACCAUCAGAAUCUCAGAUCACUGCUGAAACUAAAUCUCAAUCAAACACAGAGAAAGAUGCAGAGGAGCCUUCAAAGGGGAAGAAGAAAAAGAAAGGUAAAAAACAAGUUACAACACUGCCUAAGGACACAGUUAAAGAUCGCCCUGUCACGGCCUCUGAAGUGACAGAAACCAACGUUCCUUCAAAGAUGACUCCUGAAAGAAUGUGCUGUGAGGAAGUCAGGCAGGCAGCAGCUGUGGGCUCUGAGGCCCCAGCAGACAAAGGGGAGGUGGAGCUUUCACUGCUCACGGCAGAAAAAAACAAGCAGGAGGUUCCGAAACCAGAAACAUCUUCCAAUGUGAGGAAAGCACCCACAGAAUCAGAGUCAGCAGCUCCAGCAGAGGCUGCUGAGGCGCGGGCCAGCCCUCUAGUCGAGCAGCAGGAGCCUCCCAGAGUUGCACAACAUUCAGCCAGCCAGGCAGCAGAGUGCAGCACACAGGAGAGGCUGUCUUUCUGUGAGGCCUUAAAACACGAGGAAGACGAGAAGAGGAACUUGGAAGAGGACACACCCUCUGCUACUGCCACACCCGUAGCACAGCCUGACCAGUCUCAUCUGCUGGACACCUGUGAGUCCAAACAUCUCAGCACAAGCGAAGCCACCAUGAGGAAGAAGAUUGUGGUGGUGGAGGAGAUAGUUGAAGUAAAGAAGAUCCUCAGUCCUGAGGCUGCUGGAGAGCAGGCCCCCCCUCCACCUGUCCAAACUGAGGUGGAGGGAGAGGAGCUGGACAUGGAUGUUCUGGAGGAGAUCGCUAUAGAACGAGCUCUCUUAUCAGGGAUCAAGGUGCAAGGAGCCUCAUCUGGGACUGAGUGGGACCACUCGCUGGCCGAACCCGAGGAGAAGACAUGGCCUAACUUUGUUGAAGAUGAACGGGAUCGAGUACAGAAGAAGACCUUCACAAAAUGGGUUAACAAGCACUUGAUAAAGCACUGGAAGGUAAAGGCCCAGCGCCAUGUGACUGACCUGUACGAAGACCUCCGUGAUGGACACAACCUGAUCUCACUGCUGGAGGUCCUCUCUGGAGAGACACUGCCGAGGGAGAGGGAGGUCAGGAGCAUCCGCCUGCCCAGAGAGAAAGGCCGAAUGCGGUUCCACAAACUGCAGAAUGUACAGAUCGCACUCGACUUCCUCAAACACCGGCAGGUCAAGCUGGUUAACAUAAGAAAUGAUGACAUCGCCGAUGGGAACCCCAAGUUGACCCUGGGGUUAAUAUGGACCAUCAUCCUCCACUUCCAGGUCUCCUCCUCUAUCUCAGACAUUCAGGUCAAUGGCCAGUCCGAGGACAUGACAGCCAAGGAGAAGCUGCUGCUCUGGUCCCAGAGGAUGACAGAUGGCUACCAGGGCAUCCGCUGUGAUAACUUCACCUCAAGCUGGAGGGAUGGCAAACUCUUCAACGCUGUCAUACACAAACACUACCCCAGACUCAUCGACAUGGGCAAAGUGUAUCGACAGACCAACCUGGAGAACCUUGAACAAGCCUUUGGUGUGGCUGAGAGAGACCUGGGAGUGACCCGUCUCCUGGACCCUGAAGAUGUUGAUGUCCCACACCCAGAUGAGAAAUCCAUCAUCACCUACGUGUCAUCCUUGUACGAUGUCAUGCCUCGCGUUGAUGCCCACGAUGGUCUCAGGGCCAAUGAGCUGGAGCUGCGCUGGCAGGAAUACUAUGAGCUGGUGACCAUUCUGCUCCAGUGGAUCCGCCACCAUGUUACCAUCUUUGAGGAGAGGAAGUUCCCAGGAAGUUAUGAGGAGAUAGAGCUUCUUUGGCGCCAGUUUUUGAAGUUCAAAGAAACCGAGCUUCCAGUAAAAGAGUCUGACAAGAUCCACUCCAAACAAAUCUACCAGUCUUUUGAGAGUGCAGUGCAAGCUGGUCAGGUGAAGGUCCCCCCAGGCUACCAUCCCAUUGAUGUGGAGAAGGAGUGGGGGCGACUCCACGUGGCCAUCCUUGAGAGGGAGCGACUGCUCAGGAUUGAGUUUGAGAGACUUGAGAGGCUCCAGAGGAUUUACUCUAAAGUCCAGAUGGAGUCGGGUGUGUGUGAUGACCAGCUCGCUCACCUGGAGAACCUGCUGCAGAAGGACAUGGCUCUGCUGAACGCAGGGAAGCCAGCCCAGCACACAGCAGAGGUGGAGCGGGAGCUGGACAAAGCAGACAAUGUGAUUCGCCUCCUCUUCAAUGAUGUCCAAAUCCUCAAGGAUGGACGCCACCCUCAGGCUGAACAGAUGUACCGCAGAGUUUUCCACCUCCAUGAGCGCCUGGUGAACCUUCGCAGUGACUACAACCUUCGUCUGAAGGUUGUGACAUCUUCCCGUGUUCUCCAAACCCAGAGUACCCAAAAGGUGCGGCCAGAAUUGGAUGAUGUGACCCUGCGCUACGUGGAAGACCUUCUGGCCUGGGUGGAGGAGAACCAGCAGCGCAUUGACAAAGCCGAGUGGGGAACGGAUCUGCCGUCAGUGGAGUCCCAGCUGGGCAGCCACAGAGGACUGCAUCAGACCAUCGAGGACUUUAAAUCUAAGAUUGACCGGGCCAGGACUGAUGAGAACCAACUAUCUCCUGUUAGCAAAGGCAAAUACAGAGAAUAUCUGGGGAAACUGGACCUUCAGUAUGGAAGACUACUGAACUCGUCUAAGUCCCGCCUGAGGAACUUGGAUUCUCUGCAUGCCUUUGUCACUGCUGCGACCAAGGAGCUAAUGUGGUUAAACGACAAAGAGGAGGAGGAGGUCAACUACGACUGGAGUGACCGGAACACGAACAUGACAGCCAAGAAAGAGAAUUACUCUGGUCUGAUGCGAGAGCUGGAGCUGAGAGAGAAGAAGGUUACUGAUAUUCAGGCUCUGGGAGACACGCUGGUCAAGGAUGGACAUCCUGGAAAGAAGACAGUUGAGGCCUUCACAGCUGCCCUGCAGACUCAGUGGAGCUGGAUUCUGCAGCUGUGCUGCUGCAUAGAGGCUCAUCUCAAAGAAAACACAGCUUACUACCAGUUCUUUGCUGAUGUAAAAGAGGCUCAAGACAAGAUGAAGAAAAUGCAGGAGGGCAUGAAAAAGAAGUAUAACUGUGAUCAAUCUACGACAGCUACACGCCUGGAGGAUCUGCUGCAGGACGCUGUGGAGGAGAAGGAACAGCUGAAUGAGUUUAAGACUCUGGUGGCUUGUCUGAACAAGAGUUCCAGGUCCAUUGUCCAACUAAAACCUCGCAAUCCCACCACCCCCAUCAAAGGCAAACUGCCGGUUCAGGCUGUCUGUGACUUCAAGCAGCAGGAGAUCACGGUUCAUAAAGGAGAUGAGUGUGCUCUCCUAAACAACUCUCAGCCCUUCAAGUGGAAGGUUUUAAAUCGAUCUGGACAUGAAGCAGUAGUUCCUUCUGUCUGCUUCAUUGUGCCUCCAGUCAACAAGGAGGCUGUGGACAGCGUUUCCAGUCUGGAUGCAGGCCAUCAGCAGACAGUGACCAUGUGGCAGACGCUCCAUAUGAACAUGAAGAGUCUGUUGUCAUGGCAGUACCUGAUGAGAGAUUUCACACUGAUACGCUCCUGGAACAUCACCAUGCUAAAGACCAUGAAACCAGAGGAGUACCGGCUGGUGAUGAGAAACCUGGAACUCCACUACCAGGACUUCAUGCGUGACAGUCAGGACUCUCAGCUCUUUGGUCCAGAUGACCGCAUGCAGAUUGAGGAUGACUACAACAAGUGCACCCAACAUUUUGACGGUCUGCUUCGCUCCAUGGAGAAAGGACAAAUGGCUAGUAGGCUCAAAGGUCAACAAGAUGAGACUCUGUGUAAGAACUACAUUUCGGAGGUCAAAGACCUGCGUCUGCGUUUAGAGACCUGCGAGGCUCAGACUGUGGCUCGCAUCCGCAAACCAACGGAGAAAGAGCCUCUGAGAGAGUGUGCUCAGAAAAGAACAGAGCAGCAGAAAGUCCAAGGAGAGCUUGAAGGCCUUAAGAAGGACCUUGAUAAGGUGUCUGUGAAGACUCAGCAGGUGCUGGCCUCCCCUCAGCAGUCGGCCUUUGCUCCAGUGCUGCGCUCAGAGCUUGAUGUUACUGUGCAGAAGAUGGAUCAUGUCUACAUGCUGUCUUCUGUUUACCUUGAGAAACUGAAGACCGUGGACAUGGUGAUCCGUAACACUCAGGGUGCUGAGGGAGUCCUAAAGCAGUAUGAAGACUGUCUGCGUGAGGUCCACACUGUCCCCAGCAAUGUCACGGAAGUAGAGACUCAAAGGACCAAGCUUAAGAAAAUGCGAGUGGAGGCGGAGGGCCAACAGCCAGUGUUUGAUUCCCUGGAAGAUGAGCUGAAGAAGGCUUCAGUCGUAAGUGACAAGAUGUCCCGCGUGCACAGCGAGCGCGAUGCUGAGCUAGACCACUACCGCCAGCUGACGACUAGUCUCCAGGACCGCUGGAAAGCAGUGUUCACCCAGAUCGACCUUCGCCAGAGAGAACUCGAUCAGCUUGGUCGACAGCUUGGUUACUACCGCGAGAGCUACGACUGGCUGAUUCGCUGGAUAGCCGACGCCAAGCAAAGGCAGGAGAAGAUCCAGGCCAUUCCCAUCACUGACAGCAAAACUCUGAAAGAUCAGCUUUCCCAGGAAAACAAACUACUGAAGGAGAUUGAACAGAACAAAGAUAAGGUGGAGGAGUGUCAUACGUAUGCUAAAGCAUACAUUGAUACUAUUAAGGACUACGAGCUCCAGUUGGUUGCCUACAGAGCCCAGGUGGAGCCUGUAACUUCUCCUCUAAAGAAAACCAAGCUGGAUUCUGCUUCUGACAACAUCAUCCAGGAGUAUGUAACACUAAGAACCAGGUACAGUGAGCUGAUGACUCUGACCACUCAGUACAUCAAGUUCAUCACAGACACGCAGCAACGCCUGGAGGAUGGGGAGAAAGCUGCACAGAAACUGAAAGCAGAAGAGCAGAAAAAGAUGGCGGAGAUGCAGGCUGAGUUAGAAAAACAGAAGCAGUUAACUGAAGUGCACGCAAAGGCCAUUGCCAAAGCCGAGAAAGAGGCUCAAGAGCUGAAGCUCAGAAUGCAGGAAGAAGUAAGCAGGAGAGAAGUUGCUGCAGUAGAUGCAGAAAAUCAGAAGCAAAACAUCCAGCUGGAGCUGCAGGAGCUCAAAAACCUCUCAGAGAAGCAGAUCAAAAACAAAAGUCAACAGGUGGAUGAGGCGCUUCAAAGCCGGAUCAAGAUCGAGGAGGAAAUUCGCACCAUCAGAACCCAGCUCGAAAUUACUGUAAAACAAAAGGCUACUGCAGAAAAUGAACUCCAGCAACUGCGGGACAGAGCAGCCAAUGCAGAGAAACUCAGAAAAGCAGCUCAAGAAGAAGCAGAAAAGCUUCGUAAACAAGUCAAUGAAGAAACGCAGAAAAAGCGUUUGGCAGAAGAGGAACUCAGUCGCAAGUCUGAGGCAGAAAAAGAUGCUGCAAAGCAAAAACAAAAAGCUCUUGAAGACCUAGAAAACCUUAGAAGACAGGCAGAGGAGGCAGAGAGACAAGUCAAACAAGCAGAGCUUGAAAAGGAGAGGCAAAUCAAAGUGGCUCAUGAAGCUGCCCAGAAAAGUGCCGCUGUUGAGCUCCAGAGCAAGCACAUCUCUUUUGUGGAAAAGACCUCAAAGCUGGAGGAAUCGCUCAAGCAAGAGCACGGUGCCGUCCUUCAGCUGCAGCAAGAAGCAGCUCAUCUCAAGAAACAACAGGAGGAUGCUGAAAAAGCCAGAGAAGAGGCAGAAAAAGAACUUGAGAAAUGGAGACAAAAGGCCAACGAGGCCCUUCGUCUAAGACUACAAGCUGAAGAAGAGGCGCACAAAAAGAGCCUUGCUCAAGAAGAAGCUGAGAAACAGAAGGAGGAGGCAGAGCGUGAGGCGAAGAAGAGGUCCAAGGCUGAGGAGUCUGCGCUGAAGCAGAAAGAAAUGGCCGAGCAAGAACUCGAGAGGCAGAGAAGAAUAGCCGACAGCACAGCUCAGCAGAAACUCACAGCAGAGCAGGAACUCAUUCGACUCAGGGCCGACUUUGACAAUGCAGAGCAACAGAGGACCCUACUGGAGGAUGAGCUGUACCGCCUGAAGAAUGAAGUCAUUGCAGCUCAACAACAAAGGAAACAACUGGAAGAUGAAUUGGCCAAAGUUAGAAGUGAGAUGGAUUUACUUAUCCAGCUGAAGUCUAGGGCUGAGAAGGAAUCCAUGUCCAACACAGAGAAGAGCAAACAACUCCUUGAAGCAGAAGCAGAAAAGAUGAGGGACUUGGCCGAAGAGGCAAGCAAGCUUAGAGCCAUUGCAGAAGAUGCCAAGCAUCAGCGGCAAAUUGCAGAGGAGGAGGCAGCUCGUCAGAGGGCGGAGGCUGAGAGAAUUCUCAAAGAGAAGCUAGCUGCCAUCAGUGAAGCCACCCUUAAGAAAACAGAGGCUGAAAUCGCCCUGAAGGAGAAGGAGGCUGAAAACGAGAGGCUCAGACGGCAAGCUGAGGAUGAGGCAUACCAGAGGAAAGCUCUCGAGGACCAGGCGAACCAACAUAAACAAGAGAUUGAAGAAAAGAUAGUCCUUCUCAAAAAGUCAUCAGAGGUUGAAAUGGACAGACAGAGAGCAUUGGUAGACGACACACUCAAACAGAAGCGAGUUGUUGAGGAAGAAAUAAGAAUUCUGAAGCUCAACUUUGAAAAGGCCUCAUCUGGAAAACUGGAUCUGGAGCUGGAACUGAAUAAGCUUAAAAAUAUUGCUGAGGAAACUCAAAGAAGCAAGCUAAGAGCAGAAGAGGAAGCGGAGAAGCUGAGGAAGCUUGCCCUUGAGGAGGAGAAGAGGAGGAGGGAGGCAGAGGAAAAGGUCAAGAAGAUUGCUGCAGCGGAGGAAGAGGCAGCCAGACAGCACAAGGCAGCCCAAGAAGAGCUUGACCGUCUGAGAAAAAGAGCAGAAGAGACCAAAAAGCAAAAAGAUGAGGCAGACAAAGAGGCAGAAAAACAGAUUGUUGCAGCCCAAGAAGCAGCCCUGAAAUGCAACGCAGCUCAGCACCAGGUGCAAAGUGUUCUUGCUCAACAGAAGGAAGACAGCAUGAUGCAGACAAAGCUUAAGGAGGAGUAUGAGAAAGCCAAGAAGCUUGCCAAAGAAGCAGAAGCUGCUAAGGAAAAGGCAGAACGGGAGGCAGCUCUUCUUCGUCAGCAAGCGGAGGAAGCUGAGCGUCAAAGAGCUGCUGCUGAGCAAGAAGCUGCAAGCCAAGCUAAAGCUCAAGAAGAUGCUGAAUUGCUGAGGAAGGAGGCUGAAUUUGAAGCUGCCAAGCGAGCACAAGCAGAAGCUGCCGCUCUCAUGCAGAAAGAGCAAGCCGACUCUGAAAUGGCAAAGCAUAAGAAACUGGCCGAGCAAACGCUAAAACAAAAGUUCCAAGUGGAACAAGAGCUCACAAAGGUCAGGCUUCAGCUCGAUGAAACAGACAAGCAGAAAUCUCUGCUGGAUGAGGAGCUGCAGCGCCUGAAAGAUGAGGUUGAUGAUGCUGUCAAGCAGAAGGCCCAAGUGGAGGAUGAGCUUUUUAAAGUCAAGAUUCAGAUGGAGGAACUACUCAAGCUUAAAAUUAGAAUUGAAGAGGAAAACCAGCGUCUGAUCAAAAAAGAUAAAGACAACACCCAGAAGUUCCUUGCAGAGGAGGCUGAGAACAUGAAAAAGCUUGCAGAAGAUGCCGCCAGACUUAGUAUUGAAGCCCAAGAGACUGCCCGCUUGAGACAAAUUGCAGAAGAAGACCUCAACCAGCAACGAGCGCUUGCAGAGAAAAUGCUCAAAGAGAAAAUGCAGGCCAUACAAGAAGCAUCCAGACUUAAAGCUGAGGCAGAGAUGCUCCAAAGGCAGAAAGACCUGGCUCAGGAACAGGCACAGAAGCUCCUGGAGGAUAAACAACUAAUGCAGCUGCGUCUAGAGGAGGAAACAGAGGAAUACCAGCGCUCUCUAGAAGCAGAGAGGAAAAGACAACUAGAGAUCAUAGCUGAAGCUGAAAAACUCAGACUUCAGGUUUCUCAGCUUAGUGAAUCCCAAGCCAAAGCUGAAGAAGAGGCUAAAAAAUUCAAGAAACAGGCAGAUACAAUUGCUGCUCGUCUUCACGAGACUGAAAUCGCAACAACAGAAAAAAUGACUGCAGUUGUAAGACUGGAAUCUGAGAGACUAAAUACCACCAAGGAGGCUGAUGAUUUACGCAAAGCUAUUGCAGACCUAGAGAACGAGAAGGAUAGACUGAAAAGGGAGGCUGAAGACCUUCAAAAUAAGUCCAAAGAGAUGGCUGAUGCUCAGCAGAAACAAACUGAACACGAGAAGACAUUGCUUCAGCAGACAUUCCUGACAGAAAAAGAGAUGCUGUUAAAGAAGGAGAAGCUCAUUGAAGAUGAGAAAAAGAAGCUGGAGAGUCAAUUUGAAGAGGAAGUAAGAAAGGCAAAGGCUCUCAAGGAUGAACAGGAACGGCAGAAACAGCAAAUGGAGGAGGAAAAGAAGAAACUCAAGGCUACCAUGGAUGCUGCCCUCAAUAAGCAAAAAGAGGCUGAACAAGAAAUGCUAAACAAGCAAAAAGAAAUGCAAGACCUGGAGAAAAAGAGAUUAGAACAGGAAAGGCUUCUUGCAGAAGAGAACCAAAAAUUGCGAGAGAAACUACAGCAGCUUGAAGGAGCCCAGAAAGAAGCUGACAGUCAAACUGCGGUGAUUCGUGUAACAACAGUUGAGACAACAAAGACCGUUUACAAUGGUCAAAAUGCCAGUGAUGUUGUAGAUGGUGUGGUUAAACCUGAUCCCCUAGCCUUUGAUGGCAUCCGUGGUAAGGUACCUGCAAGCAGACUUUAUGAUCUUGGUCUUUUACCCAAAAAAGAGUUUGACAAGCUAAAAAAUGGCAACACCACUGCUCAAGAGCUUGGAGAAACUGAAAAUCUUAAAAGAAUUCUUAAGGGAAACAAUGCCAUUGCUGGUGUUUUAACUCCUACUAAUCAGAAAAAGUCAAUCUAUCAAGCAUCAAAGGAAAAAAUGAUUACCCCUGGCACAGCGAUGAUCCUUCUUGAAGCACAGGCAGCCACGGGCUACAUUUUAGACCCCAUCAGGAAUAAAAAACUUUCUGUCAAUGAGGCUGUAAAGGAAGGUGUGAUUGGCCCUGAACUGCACAACAAAAUGCUGUCAGCUGAGAGGGCUGUUGUUGGCUACAAAGAUCCAUACACUGGUGGAAAAAUCUCUGUUUUUGAAGCCAUGAAGAAGGGUCUGAUAGAGCAUGAUCAGGCUAUCAGAAUCCUUGAGGCUCAGCUUGCUACUGGUGGCAUCAUUGAUCCCGUCAACAGUCACCGCGUUCCCAAUGAAACUGCCUAUAAGCAGGGACAGUAUGAUACAGAAAUGAAUAAGGUUAUGGAGAAACCUUCAGAUGACACAAAGGGAUACUCUGAUCCCAGCACUCAGGAACCAUUGACAUAUUCUGAGCUAAUGUCAAGAUGCAAAACCGACCCCGAGACCAGUCUGUUAUUCCUGCCAAUCACAGAAAAAGCUGCUCAGUGCUCUAGUAUAUACACAGAAGAAGAAACCAAAGAUGUAUUCAGCAAGACAAGUGUCUCAGUACCAUUUGGGAGAUUCAUGGGUAAAACUGUCACCAUUUGGGAGAUAAUCAACUCUGAGUACUUCACUGAAGAUCAGAAGAAGGACCUUCUUCGUCAGUACAAGACAGGCAAAAUCACAAUCGAAAAGAUCAUUAAGAUUGUCAUUACUGUGGCUGAAGAGAAAGAGAAGAAAAAAGAAAUUACCUUUGAUGGUCUAAGGGCCCCUGUCUCUGCCAGUGAAUUACUUGAAUCUAAAAUCAUUGACAAAGACCUUUACAAUAAAUUGCUCAAGGGAAAUAUUUCUGCCAAAGAAGUCUCUGAAAUGGAGCCUGUCAAUAAAGCAAUGAGAAGUACAAACUGCAUUGCAGGUGUACUCAUUGACUCAUCCAAGGAGAUUUUACCCUUCUACCAUGCUUUGAAAAGAGACAUGAUGAGGCCUGGGCUUGCUUUGAAUAUGCUGGAAGCUCAAGCAGCAACAGGAUUUGUGGUUGACCCUGUUAACAAUCAGAAGUACACUGUUGAUGAGGCUGUAAAGGCUGGAGUUGUUGGUCCUGAGCUGCAUGAAAAGCUCUUGUCUGCUGAGAGAGCUGUUACUGGUUACAAAGAUCCUUACACUGGGCAGACUGUGUCUCUUUUCCAGGCAAUGAAAAAAGAUCUAAUUCCUAAAGAGCAAGGUAUUCGGCUGCUUGAUGCCCAAGUGACCACUGGUGGCAUCAUUGAUCCUGUAAAAAGCCUUCGUAUUCCUCAUGAUGUAGCUUGCAAGAGGAAUUACUUUGAUGAUGAAAUGAAACGGGCCUUAAGUAAUCCAAGUGAUGAAGCAAAAUGUUUCUUUGACCCAAACACAAAAGAAAAUGUCACAUACUCAGAGCUCUUCAAAAGAUGUGUCACUGACAAGAAAACUGGCCUCUCAGUUCUUCCUCUUAGUGAUGAAGCAAUUAAUGAUAAAGAAGAGACAACGUACACUGAAGCUCAAACAAAAGAAGCAAUGACUCGAGCAACUGUGGAGCUUGACUCUGGGCCCUUCAAGGGCAGAAAGAUGACAGUCUGGGAACUAAUUAACUCUGAGUAUCUUACUGAGGAUCAAAGACUUGAUUUUCUAAGACAGUUUAAGUCUGGAAAGUUUACAGUUGAGAAGAUAAUCACAAUUAUUAUCACCAUCGUGAAUGACAAAGAGGCUAAGAAACAAGAAGAGUCAAGCUUUAAGGGGCUUCGAGCUCCUGUUCCAGCAAGUGCCUUGUAUGAUUCCAAAAUCAUUGACAAACCAACCUUUGACCUCCUUCAGCAAGGCAAAACUACACCUAAACAAGUCAGUGAAAAUCCAAAUGUUAAUAAAUACCUGCAAGGCACAGAAAGUGUUGCUGGCAUUUACCUGGAACCAACAAAGGAAACAAUAAGCAUUUAUCAAGCCAUGAAGAAAAACCUACUCAGGCACAACACUGGUCUUUCCCUUCUUGAGGCACAGGCUGCUUCUGGGUUUAUUGUAGAUCCUGUGAAAAACCAAUGCCUGUCAGUUGAUGAGGCAGUGAAAGCAGGCAUUGUUGGCCCAGAACUGCAUGAAAAACUUCUAUCUGCAGAAAAAGCUGUCACUGGCUAUAAGGACCCAUUCACAGGCAAAAAAGUAUCCCUCUUCGAAGCUAUGCAAAAAGAUCUUAUUCUUAAAGAGCAUGCCAUGCCUCUGUUGGAAGCACAGGUGAUCAGUGGAGGAAUCAUUGACCCAGUCAACAGUCAUCGGGUUCCCACUGAGGUAGCAUACCAAAAGAACAUUUUCAGUAAACAAACUGCCAUGGCCUUAUCUGAACCAUCAGCUUACAAGGCAUUCUCGGAUCCAGAAACUGACGAGAAUGUAACCUACAAGCACCUAAAAGAAAAAUGCCAAAAAGAUAAAGACACUGGCCUCUACAUCCUCCCACUCUCUAAACCUCAGUCUCCAACUGUUGUGGAGAAGACAUAUCUCUAUACAGAAGAACAAACUCAAAGUGAUCUAGCUGACACCAAAAUUGACAUUCCAAUUGAAGGACUUGCUGAUAAACCAAUGAACCUAUGGGAAGUAAUGAAUUCAAAUUUGCUUCCAGAACAAGAGAGACUGAAACUCUUGGAGGAAUAUCGCUCUGGAAAAAUCACUAAAGAGCGAAUGAUCAUCAUUAUUAUUGAGAUAAUGGAGCAAAGAGAGAUCAUCAUAAAUGACAGUCCACUGUCAUACAAGACUAUAAGAAGAAGGAUAACCAUUGAGGAGCUUUACAAUGCCCGUAUCAUUGAUUUAGAGACCUAUAACCUUCUCAAACAGGGCAAGAGGGAUAUCCGUGACAUAAUGGAAAUGGCCAGUGUGAAACAAUAUCUCUAUGGCACAGGCUGUGUUGCUGGUGUCACAACAGAAUCAAGCUUGAAGAUGAGCAUAUACCAAGCCAUGAAGAGGGGUUUCAUUAAACCAGAAGUGGGUCUCACGCUUUUAGAAGCACAAGCUGCAACAGGAUUUAUUGUUGAUCCGGUGAAGAAUGAAACACUAACUGUUGAGGAAGCUGUCCGUAAAGGUGUUGUUGGGCCUGAGAUCCACGACAAACUACUUUCAGCUGAAAGGGCUGUCACUGGGUACAAAGAUCCAUACAGUGGGAAGAUCAUAUCGCUUUUCCAGGCUCUGAAGAAGGAUCUCGUUCCAGAAGAUUAUGCCCUGAAAAUGCUGGAAGCCCAAAAUGCUACUGGUGGCAUCAUUGAUCCAGAAUUUCAGUUUCAUUUGCCAGCAGACAUUGCUUUGCAAAGAGGUUAUAUCAACAAGGAGACUAAUGAGCGGCUGGCAGAUGACAUCAAAGGGUUCACUGAUCCAGUUACUGAUGAAAAACUAUCGUAUGCACAGCUUCUCAAGAGAUGCAAGCUAGAGGGUGGAUUACGACUUAUCUCACUGGGAGACAAGAGACUGACCUUCAAGGGUCUGAGAAAACAGAUCACAUUGGAGGAGCUGAUUCGUUCUCAAAUUAUUGACCAGCAAACUGUCACUGAACUAAACGAAGGUUUGCUUUCAGUGGAGGAGGUCAGCAAAAGACUAUCAAGAUACCUUCAGGGUACAUGCUGUAUUGCUGGUGUAUUUUUAGAGUCAACCAAAGAACGUCUGUCAAUAUACCAGGCCAUGAAGAAGAGCAUGAUUAGACCAGGAACUGCCUUUGAACUCCUUGAAGCCCAGGCAGCCACAGGGUAUGUCAUCGAUCCAAUCAAGAACCUUAAAUUGACGGUCAAUGAAGCAGUAAAAAUGGGAAUUGUAGGACCAGAAUUCAAAGACAAACUUCUGUCUGCUGAGCGGGCAGUGACUGGUUAUAGAGAUCCUUAUUCUGGCAAGACAAUCUCUCUGUUCCAAGCAAUGAAAAAGGGGCUUAUCCUGAAAGAUCAUGGUAUCCGUCUCCUAGAAGCCCAGAUUGCCACUGGAGGAAUUAUUGACCCAGAGGAAAGUCAUCGUUUGCCAGUUGAGGUGGCCUACAAUCGUGGUUUCUUUGAUGAAGAAAUGAAUGAGAUCUUGUCAGAUCCAUCUGAUGAUACCAAGGGCUUCUUUGAUCCUAAUACAGAAGAAAACCUGACCUACCUUCAGCUGAUGGAGAGGUGUAUCACUGAUCCUGACACUGGACUGGUACUUCUGUUACUGAAAGAAAAGAAGCGUGAAAAUAAGACUUCUUCCAAAUCCUCUGUUCGGAAACGCAGAAUUGUCAUUGUAGACCCAGAGACAGGCAAAGAAAUGACAGUUUAUGAGGCCUACAGAAAGGGGCUCAUUGACCAUCAAACCUACUUGGAGCUUGCAGAGCAGGAGUGUGAAUGGGAGGAGAUCACAAUGACCUCUACUGAUGAUUCUGUAAAAUCCUUAAUCAUUGACAGAAGGUCUGGUAGACAAUAUGAUGUUGACGAUGCCCUCUCACGAGGACUCAUUGACCAGAAAGCUCUAGACACAUAUCGAGCUGGAAACCUGUCAAUCACAGAGUUUGCAGACAUGCUCUCUGGAGGUGCUAGUGGUUUCCGUUCACGCUCAUCCUCAUUUGGUUCCACUACCGGUUCAACUUACUCAUCUACCAUGAGCCCUAUACCUUCUGUUAAACCACCUGCAAUAAACUGGAAUGACCCAUCAGAGGAGACUGGUCCCAUAGCAGGAAUAUUAGACAUAGACACACUGGAGAAAGUGUCUAUCACUGAGGCUAUACACAGAAACUUAGUAGACAACAUCACAGGCCAAAGACUGUUGGAGGCCCAAGCCUGUACAGGAGGUAUAAUAGACCCCACAAGUGGAGAGAAGUUCACAGUUGCUGAUGCUACAGAAAAGGCCUUGGUAGAUAAAGUCAUGGUUGACCGCCUUAACCUGGCACAAAAAGCUUUCAAUGGAUUUGAGGAUCCCAGAACUAAAGUGAAGAUGUCUGCCUCCCAGGCCCUAAAGAAAGGUUGGUUGUAUUAUGAGGCCGGCCAGCGUUUCCUUGAGGUUCAGUAUUUGACUGGUGGUCUUAUUGAACCUGAUAUUGAGGGCAGAGUAUCCAUAGAUGAAUCCAUCAGAAAAGGAACCAUUGAUGCUCGCACCGCCCAGAAACUGAGGGAUGUCAGUGCUUAUUCUAAAUACCUAACAUGUCCAAAAACCAAACUGAAAAUCUCCUUCAAAGAUGCCAUGGACAGAAGCAUGGUUGAAGAAGGAUCUGGCUUAAGGCUUCUGGAGGCCUCCUCUCAGUCUAGCAAAGGCCUCUACAGCCCAUACAAUGCCAGUGGCUCUGGAUCUGCAUAUGGCUCUCGAAGUGGCUCGAGGACAGGAUCCCGAUCAGGCUCCAGAAGAGGCAGCAUUGAUGCUGGCUCAGGCUUUGGCAUGAACUUCUCAUCCUCCUCCUUCACAUCCUCAUCCACCUACACUCGCAGAUUCUGAUGAGCUUGUCCUGUUCUUCAUUGUAACUAAAAGCAAGCAAUACUAAUGCACUUCAUAGUUGCAUUUUCUAACACCAAAAAAAUAGUUACAAUAACAAAAAAAUUAUAAUUUAUUUAUUCAUUAUAUCUUGUAGUCACAACAAAACUUGCCUGGGCUUUUCAUUUUAUUAUAUUUUUUUUUUUCAUUUUUUUAUCUAUAGUAUCCAUGUGGACAGCUGCCUCAUGUGUGAGGGUAUGGCAAAACUAUAAACACAAAAUAUAAAUCUAUUCUGCUACAGAUUGCAAAGUCAGAUCAUGUUUUCAAAGUAAAGCCUUAUUAUUCUGCUGUUCUAAGUAAACUAUGUUUAGUUUUUACACCUGUUCAAAUUAUGUUUUCUAGUGCUUCCUGGAACUAUUACUGUUUGCCUAUCAAAAAGAAAUUAUUUUAAUUAUUCCUUUUUAGUGUUUGAGUUUUGACAUUUUUUUGAAAAACAAAUUAUUGUUUUAUAACUUUUUGUCUGCAGUAGUGAUGACAUGGUGACUCAACAUAGUUCUAAUGAUUUUAACUAAAGCAUCCAGAUGCCUUAAUGACUUAACUGUUUGUAUAGAGCGUGAGCAGAUGUUGUUUUUCUUUAAGUGUUUUAUGUUGCCUGGUUUACUGUGUGCUGUACUGAAUUAACUGCAGUACACUUUCUUUAUGUAAAACACUACAAAACGAGAUACACUAGAGUUCUUCAAAGAAAGUAAAUCUGUGCAGACUGUUAUGAAACUACUUCUCCUUUUGUCAGUACUUGUGGCCGUCUGUGGUCAGUGGACAAGUUAAUUGCUUUUUUUUAUACACUCCAAAUUUUGGAAUUCUUAAAACUUCCAUCAACUAAGUGUUCCAGUUAAAUCCCAAGGAGAUGCCAGGCUCAUUCCUGCUCCCCCUCACAGACCCGCCACCAGUUUAACUCCUCUGCAUCGCUCUCUACAAAUCCAACACGUGUGCACAAAAACUCAGUUGGACAGAUCGUGUAGCCUCCCCACCAUCGAUGGCCUCGUGGGUCCGGGUCAUCCUCAUGCAGUAAACCAGAUCUGCCUUAGAGUGUCCUUUCUUCCAUUGUGCAUCACAUUUGAGGGAAAGCUGGGACUGAGUCUACUUCAUCUUGGGAUGCUGCUUUCUGAAAACACUCUUUACUCAUAAACUUUAUUUAUGUAAUUCACUUGAAUGAACACCAAAACAAACAUUUAUGGAUUAAACUAUUCUCAGAUAAUUCACUCCUUUAUGAAAACGGGGACAUUUCAUAAAAAAUACACCUUUUUUCAGUUUUCAGUUAUGGUCCACUGAUUACAUUAUUGUUUUAUCUCUUCUAGUGAAUCCAUUUUUAUCAAAGUUCCUGUUUCAGAAAAUUUCAAUUGUGUGAAUGAAUGUAUUAUAUCAUAUUCACAACUUUCAGUUGAUGUUUUGCCACAUAUUUGCUUUGUUUUGUGCUUUUUUUCUUCCACAUUAUGCAUUUCUGAACACCUUUGAAUUGAUCGAACCAUGAUUUUGUUAUGAUGAAUGUGCCUUGCAUGUUUUACUCAUUUUACAAUAGACAUUAAAAAAAAUGUUUGUGUAAAAAUAUUUUAAAAUGUUAGCGCCUGGCUAGCUUUGCCUUCAGGAUAAAUGUUUCUACAGAUAAGAAUUAUUAUUUUGCUGUAUGUACCACUAUACUGUUAAUAAAUGUGCUCUAAACUGGCACUCUUGCCAUUCA
This is a messenger RNA of Nothobranchius furzeri (turquoise killifish), 26049 nucleotides long. NCBI's taxonomy places the organism in Eukaryota, Metazoa, Chordata, Actinopteri, Cyprinodontiformes, Nothobranchiidae. The record is from RefSeq and is a predicted model, not a curated record.